AUGCCAGCGUGUGACGCUGCGGUGAGGAAGGCAAUGGACUCCCUUGAUAUCUUGCGUCGAUUCAUCCUCGCUGCACCACCCGGCGAGCUUCAAAACGUCCUAAAGGCACUUCGUGUGGUGACAGGCGAUGACCACUUCUUCUUUGAGGUCAUUCCACGUCUUUGCAUGGAAUACCAUAUGCGUCAUUUGACACCAUUCACUAUGCCCGCUGUAUCUGUCGAGCGACACGAGAUCAAAGUGCAAUUUACGGAUCCCAACAAUGUUACCGUUACAAGCAGUAACCUCUCUUUCUUGGCUGGGCGGCAGAAUCACCUCGGGUCACGUAUAAAACACUUUGCUAAGAUACAUUGCCUGCAUGCUCGCAAUGUGGCACAAGACGUAGAAGAGUAUUUUCGACAACAGUGUUCAACGUUUAUCCCAAGAAACGACAAUAUCAAUAAAAAAAGUGGUCAAGACAUGGAAGUGGGCGAACGCGAUAGCGGGGCCUCUGACAACAGGCACUCACAGACACCUCAGCGACGGGGUGAGGUGCUGGUGGACCCUUUUGAUGAUAUUGUGCCAUAUAAAGGGUUUGACGAACUCAGCCAUGUUUUUUUUGAUGCGGCGCUGCAGAUGUACAUAGAGGUUGAUCCUGUGUCACAGAUUUCUUUGCGGGUUAUUCCGUUUACGUUGGAUGUAGCAUCAACAAUGCCAGAGGUGCUGCGCGAGAUUGAAAAGCAGGCCACAAACAUUCACAGUGGGCCUCUUGGUUACACCCGAUUUUUGCUACAACAGGAAGUUGCCCGCUACGUGCAGGCGUGUUUUGGGGAGGACGUGGCUACAGGGGCUGCUACACAGGCAGAGCAGAGCGCACUGGGGACACGGGAACGGUCUCAUCCAAUGGGUCCCGCGCGAACGCUUGUUGACAUUCACCGCACAGCCGCCGCCUGCGCAGGAAGCAUGGCUGUUCUACAGCCACAUUCUUACGGUGGCGGGGAGGAUUGCCUGUCAGUUGUCAUCGCGGUGGCGGCGGUGCGUCAAUUCCCGCGCAACAUGUGGUCCGGGCGCUGGAAAUCUAUUUUUGUCAUAGAGUGCACCACCAACUUGUCCUCGGAGGAGGAGUGGGUGUGUAUUAAGGGUGAGACGCAGGUUUAUGCGCACUACUACGAGGAUGGCAAUAUGCAUUUGGAAGUCGUGGAGGAACUUCCACCCACGCCAUUGCCCGAAUGGCCCGUGAACAUUUUUGCGGUUGGUGGUGAUAUUGUGGGGUCAGCUGACACGUGGAAGUUGUGCUCCGCCGUGAUGGCAGUUAUUCAGCAGCAUGAGCAGCGUAUCCACGACGCCGUGUUGAGGACAGCAAGGGACUCGGGUGAUCGUGCACUACAGACUCUUCGUCGACGAUUGCCCAUUACAAGACAGCUGUUCAAUUUUUGUCGCGGACAGCCUCUUCCACGGCCGAUGUUCACGCGUCCUGGGUGCGACGAUUAA
Trypanosoma rangeli is the source of this 1467-nucleotide messenger RNA. RefSeq names its product F-actin capping protein. Gene Ontology annotation, cellular component: actin cortical patch; F-actin capping protein complex. The record is from RefSeq and is a predicted model, not a curated record. NCBI's taxonomy places the organism in Eukaryota, Euglenozoa, Kinetoplastea, Trypanosomatida, Trypanosomatidae. Gene Ontology annotation, molecular function: actin filament binding. The transcript has a single exon. Gene Ontology annotation, biological process: actin cytoskeleton organization; barbed-end actin filament capping. Bases 1 to 1467 code for a protein of 488 amino acids.